AUGGCGGAGCCUACGGAAAAAGAAAAGAUGCUUCGUGGAGAGCUCUAUCGGGCCUUUACACCGGAGUUGAUGGCUGCACGUGCCAGAUGCGAACAAGCCUACAGACGCUUCAACAGCGCGAGCCUGAAUGGUGAAAUAUCGCGCCGGCGACAGAUCGAACUAUGGCGAGACCUUGUCCAAGACACACGACCAUUACCCCCACCGGCCGAAGAUCAAGAAGCAGACGAUGCUCUCUUGCGAAAUGAACCUUGGGUUCAGGCCCCGGUAAUAAUGGACUAUGGCUUCAACGUCAGGGUUGGCGAAGGUGUAUUCAUCAAUGUCAACUGCGUCUGCAUCGAUACUUGUCUUAUCACAAUUGGGGCUCGUACGAUGUUCGGGCCGAACGUCCACCUUUACAGUGGCACUCAUCCCGUGGACCCUGCCGUUCGCAACGGCACGCUAGGGCCCGAGACGGGGAAAGAGAUUCAUAUCGGCGAGGAUUGUUGGCUUGGCGGCAAUGUCACUGUUCUUCCGGGGGUGACGAUUGGAAGGGGCUGUACGAUUGGGGCUGGUAGUGUGGUAACCAAGGACGUGCCAGCGUUUCAUGUUGCUGCGGGUAAUCCAGCUCGCAUUAUCCGGAAGAUUGAGACCAGCAUGGAGGAGGAAAGCUGA
Messenger RNA from Talaromyces stipitatus ATCC 10500, 651 nucleotides. RefSeq names its product acetyltransferase, CysE/LacA/LpxA/NodL family. The coding region runs from base 1 to 651 and encodes 216 amino acids. The transcript is spliced from 3 exons. Gene Ontology annotation, molecular function: acetyltransferase activity. The record is from RefSeq and is a predicted model, not a curated record. NCBI's taxonomy places the organism in Eukaryota, Fungi, Ascomycota, Eurotiomycetes, Eurotiales, Trichocomaceae.